Cryptomeria japonica (Japanese cedar) is the source of this 3371-nucleotide messenger RNA. Its product is annotated as subtilisin-like protease SBT1.5. Gene Ontology annotation, biological process: proteolysis. The transcript has a single exon. The coding region runs from base 651 to 3098 and encodes 815 amino acids. Lineage: Eukaryota; Viridiplantae; Streptophyta; Pinopsida; Cupressales; Cupressaceae. Gene Ontology annotation, molecular function: serine-type endopeptidase activity. The record is from RefSeq and is a predicted model, not a curated record.
AUACUGUAGCUAUUGAGCUCAUAAGCGUGUUGACUCUUUUCAUGGUUCAAGAAGAAGAAGAUGACCUCUUUACCGGUACGUGCAUAAUAUUUUUUGAAAGGAUUUUAAUUUGGGCAGAUAGCUAUGAGUGCGAGAUAGGUAUGACGCGUUUUGAGAGUGGUAGGAGGGAUUUGAAAUGGAUGCAAUGAAAAAGAUGUGUGGUGAUUGAGCAGAGAAUGACAGCCGUGUUGUCGCCCACUGCCCCCAAUUAAAUCUUUUCAUGGAAUAGAAAUGAAGAUGAAUUCGAAGAAGUAGGGAUUUGGGGUCCAUUAUUCCAGAGUCAAUAUCGGCAUGUCCGCUGACGCUCACUGCACGCUGCUUUUACUGCAAAAGUGAAAUGGGUCGUUGGGUUAUAAACAGCUGUUAAAUGCGCCAUACUAAACAUUUACUAAUUGAUUGUUUGUUCCUCUUCAGAGUUCAGACCUGUUUAUGGUGGUUGGUUGGUUACAUUCUGUCUUAUAAAUUGUGAGAUUUGGUUGUGUCAGAUUGGCGUGUGGGUAAUGGAAUUAGCUGGCUCGCACCGUAUGUUGUGAAAACGAUGCUUUUUAGAGUUGGUUUCAUUUCAAUCUAGGGAUUCAAGAGUGGUCGUGGGUUCGAGUCCCGUCAACUUAAUGAGCAUUUUGAUGCCGGUGGGUUUCAAUAAAUUGAGUGCAUUGGGCUCUAUGUUCUUCAUUGGGAAGAUGGGUUGGCACGAAAUGUCGAGGAUGGGUUUGUUUGUUUUCGUGCUUCUGCAAUUGUGGGCGGUGCAGGGAUUUGGCAGCAAUGAGAUCAAGAUCAAGACUUUUAUAGUUCGUGUGGACGUGGAUGCAAAACCCACAGUUUUCCCCACGCACGAGCACUGGUAUAAAUCCAGCGUUGCGUCUGUGAAGGGCCUAACGACCGAAGAGCUACAAGAGGAAACCCAAAAUGACAUGCUAUUGCAUGUCUACGACACUGUGUUCAGCGGGUUUUCAACCAGGCUAACGGAUUCACAGGCUUCGGAGCUCGAGAAGGUGCCAGGAAUACUUGCUCUGUUUCCCGACCAGGCUCGCCAGAUUCAGACAACGCGAUCGCCGCAGUUUUUGGGGCUCAAACCGGAUGGCGGCGGGCUGUGGGCGGAAUCCGACUACGGUUCCGAUGUGAUAAUCGGGAUCAUGGACACGGGCAUAUGGCCCGAGCGACGGAGCUUCAGCGACCUGAACAUUGGCCCUGUUCCAGCACGCUGGAAGGGCGUUUGUGAAACGGGCCCCGGGUUCGAGAGCUCUGCAUGUAACCGCAAGCUGGUGGGUGCGAGGUUUCUCUCCAAGGGCUAUGAAGCGGCAAUGAGGGGCGGUUUCCUGAACGACACUGUGGAGUUCCGGUCACCUCGGGACUCCGACGGGCAUGGAACUCACACUGCAUCUACGGCGGCGGGCAGGUAUGUUGAUCAGGCUAGCAUGUUGGGCUUUGCCCGCGGUGUCGCCACUGGUGUAGCGCCGAAAGCCAGAUUGGCGGCUUAUAAAGUUUGCUGGGCAUCGGGCUGCUAUGAUUCUGAUAUUCUCGCUGGAUUUGAUCGUGCUGUGGUGGAUGGAGUCAAUGUGAUUUCGCUUUCAGUCGGUGGUGGUGUGGUUCCAUAUUAUCUUGACAGCAUUGCUCUGGGGGCUUUCGGGGCUAUGCAAAGAGGAGUUUUUGUAUCUGCUUCUGCGGGCAACGAGGGGCCUGGGCGUGAGACUGUUACAAACGUUGCUCCAUGGAUAGCAACGAUUGGGGCAGGUACUCUGGAUCGGGACUUUCCCGCAGAUGUUCUGUUGGGCAACGGGCAGAUUAUACGGGGAGUUUCUCUGUACAGUGGGAAAGGUCUGAGUCGGUCUAGAUUGAUUCCACUUGUUUAUGCCGGUGAUGCAUCGAGAAUGGAUGACGGCGGUGAUAGUUACUCCUCGUCGUUGUGUAUGGAGGGAACUCUUGAUCCCAAGGUCGUUAAGGGCACAGUGGUUUUAUGUGAGCGUGGGAAUAAUCAGCGUGUGGGUAAAGGAAUGGAGGUGAGAUCUGCUGGUGGGAUUGGAAUGAUACUAACGAAUAAGGCUUCUGAUGGAGAGGGGCUUGUGGCGGAUGCUCACGUUUUACCUGCGGCUUCUGUGGGGGCCUCUGCAGGGAACACUAUUAGGCGUUACAUUUUGUCGACAAGAAAUGCUACGGCGACCUUAUUGUUCUACGGGACAAAAUUGGGGGUAAAACCGGCACCGGUUUUGGCAGAGUUUUCUGCACGGGGGCCUAAUCCUGAAACGCCUGAGAUCCUGAAGCCAGACAUUAUAGCUCCGGGUGUCAACAUUUUGGCUGCUUGGACCGGUGCCACUAGCCCCUCUGGGCUCUCAUCUGACCGUAGGCGGACGGAAUUCAAUAUAAUCUCUGGUACAUCCAUGGCUUGUCCUCAUGUCAGUGGGCUUGCUGCUUUGCUCAAGGGGGCUCACCCGGAUUGGAGCCCAGCGGCCAUUAAGUCUGCUCUUAUGACCACCGCUUAUGUUCAUGAUAACAGAGCUCAGACCCUGAUGGAUGAAUCUUCAGGGCAGGCAGCAAGCGCUGUGGAUUUUGGCGCAGGUCACGUGGAUCCUCAGAGAGCUGUGGACCCAGGGCUGAUUUAUGAUCUGACAAUGGAGGACUAUGUAAAGUUCUUAUGCGGCCUUAAUUAUUCAGAGAAAUCUCUCAAGGUUAUAACCCAUCAGCCAGUUGUGAACUGCCCUAGUCCCAAAGUCGAAGCUUGGAAUCUCAACUACCCAUCUUUUGCAGCAGUUUUUUAUCAGAGCAUCUCUUCUUCAAAUCUGGCCACCGUGUUCGUGAGAACAGUCACGAAUGUGGGCCCGGCCCUCUCGACGUAUACUGCUAAGGUGGUGUCCCCACUCAAUGGGGUCCAAAUAAGCGUCCAGCCAAGCAUCCUGCGCUUCACAAAAGCAAAGGAGAAGCUCAGCUACACGGUGACUGUGAGAGCCGAACCAGUAAAACUAGAUCCGGGUACUUCAAAUACUGUUUCUGCUCUGCUGACGUGGGCAGAUGGGACACAUUCUGUACAAAGCCCAAUAGUUGUAAUCAGGAAGGAGCCUUAUUAAAGUCUGUUUACAAGUUUAGCUUUCUGAAUUCUUGGCUGAGAUGAUUUUGUAUUAUUUUAUCGCAACGUGCAAGUGCCAAGGACAAGUUAUAUAUAUAAUAUAUAUAUAUAUACACUUCCAUGUGAAUUGGGAUUGUUUUUUUCUUGGGUAUGGGAAAGACCCGGUAUUGUGAAUGGAAAUAUCGGUGGCUGGUUGUAUACAGAAGUUCCCCACUUCCAAGUUUUGGUUUUUCAGAUUAGUACAAGUAUUAUACAAAUGAUAAUUAGUUCUAUA